Messenger RNA from Colletotrichum chrysophilum, 762 nucleotides. RefSeq lists its product as uncharacterized. The record is from RefSeq and is a predicted model, not a curated record. Bases 1 to 762 code for a protein of 253 amino acids. Lineage: Eukaryota; Fungi; Ascomycota; Sordariomycetes; Glomerellales; Glomerellaceae. The transcript has a single exon.
AUGAGGAUUCCAAUUUUGCACCUAUCCUUAUGGCUUCCGCUAAGCACUUUCAUCGGCACCAUUCUUGGACAGGAUGACCUCGGCACCAACAAUGGUUUCGGGGAUAUCGAGACAUCCAACUUCAAGGCUCGAAUUGUGCGAGACGCUCAAAUUUUAGCGUCUCUGAAACCCAAGGGGGAUGAUUUCGACUUCCUCCCUUUCGACAUCUUAGGAAACCGUUCUCGUAACGGACAAUACCACUGGGGAGAUGUUACCUACAGAUAUCGAACUGAAGGCGACAACAGCUGGAUCGACGGAAAUUCUGCCCAGACCCGCAAGCCUGUCGUUACUCUAUCCCCAAAUGAUGGGGUUCUUGCGGCCGCAGACCUUUCCUCUACGCUUCCCUCCGGGCCGCUCAAUGUGACUCGAGAAUGGCUAAGUGUCGACGGCGAUCUGGCCCUGCGCUUCAUCUUCAGCAACACUGGGAACUCCAGCAUUGAGAUCGGUAGUCUUGGCUUUCCCGCUGAGUUCAACAGCAUUUUUACACACCACCACCCGGCAGACGCAACAGCGGCCUGUUCUCUUUCCGAACCGUAUAUCGGCAUGGACGCUGGUCAAAUUCGCGUUACCCCUAUCAAAGGCACAGGACCCGCACUCGUUGUCACGGCCCUCCAAGGAACCAAAUCACCCCUGGAAGCCUACCGAAACCUAUGGGAAAUGGGCUACGAAGGACUUCCUAUUCAAGCCAGACGUUCGAGGGUUUCUACGAAUGGCAAGUGCUGA